This is a messenger RNA of Closterium sp. Naga37s-1, 1098 nucleotides long. The record is from the annotation of a GenBank genome assembly. Lineage: Eukaryota; Viridiplantae; Streptophyta; Zygnematophyceae; Desmidiales; Closteriaceae.
AUGGUGGGGGGGCGGCAAUGGGUCAGGCGGUUCAACAAAGAAGGGAACGGGCGGGUCUACCCUGGGACUCAUGAAGGCGUACAGCGGUCGAGGUGGGUGGGAGCUGGUUGGGAGGACGCUUUUGAGUCGACUCAAAAGCGGUUGAGAUGGGUGGGAGGUGGUAGCAAACGGAAGGGCGGCAUAGUGAACCAUACAGGCGGAUUGAAUCUGGGGCUCACGGAACCAUACAGCGGUCGAGAUGGGUUGGAGGGUGGUGGCAAGUGCUACGCGCCCAAGGCCGUCUCCUACAAGAGCGGCCCGGUGAUGUCUCAACCUCUAGAGGUCUACCUCAUCUGGCACGGCACGUGGCCCGUGUCCCAGAAGACGCCCGUGCAGAAGGGUCUUCGUGACUCACGAGAUAGAAGGGGAGCAAUGCUUGAAGACGCCCGUGCACAAGUUUGUCGGCUCCAUUUCCCACGACACACUCGCCAGCAAGCCCCCUCCUUUCCCCCCUCCUUUCCCCCCUCCCGUGCCUCCCCCACCCCCACCCCUCCCCUGCCCCUCCCCCGGCCCCUCCCUGUUUUGCCAGUCCCCAGCUACGCGCCCAAAACUGUCUCAUACAAAAGCGGCCCUGUCAUGUCCCAACCCCUGGAAGUGUACCUAAUCUGGCACGGCACGUGGCCGGCGUCGCAGAAGACGCCCGUGCAGAAGUUCGUGGACUCCAUUUCCGACGACACGCUGGCCAACAAGCCCGGCAGCGUCAAGGAUUGGUGGAACAUCAACCGCCUUUACAAGGCCGGCGCCACCUACGUCACGCCCACCGUUUCUCGUAGUAACACGGAGAUUGACAUUGCAGCUGCUUCUUCAGCCUCGGGCCAGACUCCGCUAAAGAAAGCCGAUCUGCUCGCGCUCAUCAACUUCCAGAUCUUGUCGGGAUCGCUGCCGCGAAUCAGCAGCGCCGUCUACGUCAUUUUCACCUCGGCUGACGUGGAUGUGGAUGGGUUUGGCUCCGACUUCUGUGCUUUCCACAGCGUCAGCGGGAAUGUCAAGUGGGCGUGGGUCGGCAUGCCCGAGAAAGUGAGUGCUCGAUGUUUUGGGGAGGGUGAAUGCUUGGUUUGA